AUGUUAUUGUCUCCAUAUGAAGUGUCGGCUGCAUGCUUCGACUGGUCGUCGCUUCACCGACGUAAGCUAGAUGGCGUCUGUGUCUGCAAUGUCACGCACUGCGACUCAGUUGUCGGAGAUUACAAAUCACUUAAGCAGGGCGAAGUGGGUAUUUACACUACAUCCAAGGCGGGUGAUCGCUUAUCGUACAGGGUGGUGAAGAUAGAUGCGUCACCGAAGAAUGAUUACACCUACUCGAUCGAAGUGUCGACGCAAUAUCAGACGAUGCUCGGAUUUGGUGGAGCUUUUACAGACGCAGCAUCCAUCAAUCUGUACAGACUGAUGCCCAAGCUACAAGACUUGGCUCUGGCCCAGUAUUUUUCAAAGGAUGGGAUUCAGUACAAUAUGGCUCGUGUGCCCAUCGGAUCCACUGAUUUCUCAAAGAGAACGUACACUUACAAUGACAAAGCAGGCGAUUUUAAGAUGACCAACUUUUCUAUUGCCGUUGAUAAAGCUCCGUUUUCGAACAAAAUUGACAUGAUCAAGCGUGCUCUGAAUAUGACUGAGCUUAAGCUGUUUGCAUCCUCUUGGGCUCCUCCACUUUGGUUGACAAAAGGAGACUCAGUUAUUGACUGUGAAAUGAGGGGGAUGCCUGGUGAUAAGCACUGGGCGGCGCUGGCAUUGUAUUAUUCUAAAUUUUUUGAUGCAUACAAGGAGGAAGGAAUUAACUUCUGGGGCAUGACUGUUCAAAAUGAGCCUGAGAUGCCCCCUCUCCCUCUUGUUCCAUGGGAAUCAUUGCGUUUGACUCCCGAGGAUGAAAGAGAUUUUGUUAAGCUGAAUCUUGGCCCCUUAAUGGCUCAAAAGUACCCACAUAUGAAAAUCAUGGCGAAUGAUGACCAGAAAACCACUCUUUUGGAUCGUUCGGCGCCAUUUGAUGAUCCAGAGUCAAAGAAGUAUUUAAGCGGACUUGCCUUUCACUGGUAUAAGAACAUUGACUUCACUCUGCCGGGAGCUGGCAAUUAUGAUGAUCUGGUGGAAUUUCACAAGACACACCCUGAUAUGUUUAUGCUCGCAACAGAAGCAUGUGCAGGAUAUCUUCCUAAGUUUAUUGGUACAGGCAAAGGACCAGCUCUCUAUAAUUCGAAAAAGGCCUGGAAGCGUGCACAGAAUUAUGCACGUGACAUUAUUGAGAAUAGUAAUCACAUGGCUGCUGGUUGGGUAGACUGGAAUUUGUUUCUAGAUACUCGUGGUGGUCCAAACUGGGCAAAAAACAUGGUGGAUGCGCCGAUUCUCAUUGACGGGCAGAAUGGCGCUGAAUUUUACAAGCAGCCCAUGUACUAUAUCAUGGGUCAUUUUUCAAAGUUCGUACCGCCAGGAUCAAGGCGUAUCGAAUUUCCGAAAACAGAGACUUUGGACGGUUUCCACCGCUGCGCUUUCGUAACCCCAGACAACCAAAUUGUGAUGCAGUUUUUGAAUCGCGAUGAUGAUGACGCUCUGAUAAGCAUUUUGCAAACGGAUUUAAAUACGUUUACACUGACGGUGGCAGCCCACUCGAUGCAGACAGUGAUCCUUCCGGCCUCUGAAAAAACUAAGAUAUUGUAG
Plasmopara halstedii is the source of this 1581-nucleotide messenger RNA. RefSeq names its product glycoside hydrolase family 30 glucosylceramidase. NCBI's taxonomy places the organism in Eukaryota, Oomycota, Peronosporomycetes, Peronosporales, Peronosporaceae. The transcript has a single exon. Bases 1 to 1581 code for a protein of 526 amino acids. Gene Ontology annotation, biological process: glucosylceramide catabolic process. The record is from RefSeq and is a predicted model, not a curated record. Gene Ontology annotation, molecular function: glucosylceramidase activity.